Abrus precatorius (Indian licorice) is the source of this 1248-nucleotide messenger RNA. RefSeq lists its product as uncharacterized. The record is from RefSeq and is a predicted model, not a curated record. Lineage: Eukaryota; Viridiplantae; Streptophyta; Magnoliopsida; Fabales; Fabaceae. Bases 1 to 1248 code for a protein of 415 amino acids. The transcript has a single exon.
AUGGUAAUGACGAGAAGCCAACAAGAAGGAACCUCUCGGCAACAAAUGGAGGGCGUCACACCAGAGGAACCAAUACCUGAAGUGGUGAUACAGGGAGGAACAGAGGAAAGCAUUCUAGCUGUACUGAGGCAGCUUAAGGCAGAAAUGACGGAGAUGAAGAAGGAGCGAGAAAGAGAUGCACUGGAACUCUCGGCCCUAAGAAGGGAAAAUGCCGCCUUAAGGGAGGAGAUAAGGACACAUGUCCCCUCCCAAACUACACCCGUCAUCCAAGAUCAAGGGGAAUCCUCAGCGUUGCAAGAGAAAUCAAGACAGGUCUAUCAAUCGGUAACCAGAAAUGGCUGGGACGAUCUUGUGAACCGGAGCCCAUUUGUUCACCAUAUUCUGGAGGCUAAGCUGCCCGAUAAUUGGAGAGGGUUGGCAAUAGACAAAUACGAUGACACAUCUGACCCUGGAGAACACGUGGAUGUCUUUACAACACAAGUCGGUCUGUACACAGAAAACGACGCCUUAUGGUGUAGAAUUUUUCCUACUUCACUCAGAGGACCUGCACUCAGUUGGUUCACCCGACUCCUCCCUUUAUCCAUCGACUCUUUUGAAACACUCACAAGACAUUUCAACUUGCAGUUCGCCACAAGCUGGCCUCAUCCCUUAACAUCCUUGGCCCUAGUCAAUAUUCGCCAAGAAAAAGGAGAAUCACUUAGAGCUUUCAUGGAAUGCUUUGGUAGAGUGACUCUUUCAAUCCAUAACUUGGAACCAGCAGUGGCUAUGCACCACCUCACAACAGCGUUAAAGCCAGGACCCUUCGUUAAUAGCAUGUGCAAAAAACCCCCCAUUGACCUAGACGAGUUAAGGAGUCAGGCUGCGAAGUAUAUGCAGAUGGAAGAAUUAUCCGAAUACCGGAACCAGGUACGGACGGACCAAGGAGCCAACUCAAAAAAUGUAGAAAAAAGGGAGGCUUUUAAAGCAAGGCAGGAAAACGAGAGAAGAAAUGAACUUGAACGACCACCUCGGGGACCUAAAUAUCCUUCCUACACUACGCUCAACACUAACCGGUCCAGAGUACUUGAUCAAGCGUUGGCCACAGAAAUAUUGAGAAUGCCUAGACGCGCCAACACUCCUCCUCGGGCAGAUAAAAGUAAGUCUUGCCGAUACCAUCAGAACAGGGGUCACACUACCGAGAAGUGUACAGCACUGAGAGACAAAAUUGAAAAAUUAAUUAAGGACAGAUAUUUAAAAGAUUUCAUAUAG